Effrenium voratum is the source of this 280-nucleotide messenger RNA. The record is from the annotation of a GenBank genome assembly. Lineage: Eukaryota; Dinophyceae; Suessiales; Symbiodiniaceae.
GCGGAACAUGAUCGACGAGCUGAAUCAAAGGAAGCAGGACGCGAACGCCCAGCUGGAGAAGGAGCUGGAGAACAAGGCUGCCGGCUUCAAGGAGAAGGAAAAGGCCUACUGGGACUGGUUGGCGGACGCCAAGCAGGCCGUGGCUGCUCGGCCGGGUGUGGCUCCUUUGUACAAGUUCGACGGCAAGAGUGUGGAGGAGCUGGUGGCGGAGAAGAAGGCGGCGCUGAACAAAGAGGUAACAGCCCGCGAGCAGGAGUACAAGACCUGGCUGGCAGCUUGA